Molecule: messenger RNA, 1804 nt
Organism: Austrofundulus limnaeus
Lineage: Eukaryota; Metazoa; Chordata; Actinopteri; Cyprinodontiformes; Rivulidae
Gene: rnf166
Product: ring finger protein 166
Exons: 6
Coding region: 394-1134 (246 amino acids)
Biological process (GO): protein polyubiquitination; ubiquitin-dependent protein catabolic process
Molecular function (GO): ubiquitin protein ligase activity
Source: RefSeq, a predicted model, not a curated record
UCAUAGUGGCUCUAAUACUCCCUCCUAAUGGCCACCUCCUGGAGGCGCCACUGGAUUCAUCUCCCAGAAAGCCGAGCGCGCGGAUGGUCCAUCAGCGCAGAUCUGACAGCUGUGCGGAUGGACCUUCAGAGACCAUCCAUGCGUUUAUAGAUCAGUUGUUUUAAAUUGGGUCAAGCUUGAAGCAUCGUGCUCCUUGUGUUUACUUCUCCCGCAUGUCUCCUGCUUGCAAGGAUGCUCAGCUUUAACGGAGUGAGAAUCUUCAAAAAGAUGUUUUAUUGAAGUAGCCAUGUUCGUACCAUCCUCCUUCCCACCGCUGCCCGGGCAAUGAGUGAGUAAAACAGCAGUUUUGAACAGUUCCUCUCGGGCACGGCUGCAGUCGAGUCGACGGGCUCCAUGAUGGCGAUGUUUCGGAGCUUUGUCUCCGGGAGCACACAGCUCCGGCAGCAGCAGCAGCAGACCAACAGCGGCUCGGGCCCGCUGGCAGCCCCGGCUGAGGGCGUCGAGAGCCAAUUCUCCUGUCCCAUCUGCUUGGAGGUCUACUACAAACCCGUCAGCAUCGGCAGCUGCGGACACACGUUCUGUGGGGAGUGUCUGCAGCCAUGUCUCCAGGUAACCUCCCCUCUGUGCCCUCUCUGUCGCGUGCCCUUUGACCCCAAAAAGGUGGAGCGCUCCUCCAAUGUGGAGAAACAGCUGGCCUCCUACAAAGCCCCCUGCAGGGGCUGUAGCAAAAAGGUGUCUCUGGUAAAGAUGAGGUCCCACAUCUCCUCCUGUUCUAAAGUUCAUGAACAGAUCGCCAACUGUCCCAAGUUUGUCCCCGUAGUACCCACCUCCCAGCCGAUACCAAGCAAUAUUCCAAACAGGUCAACAUUUGUGUGUCCCUUCUGCGGGGCCAGAAACUUGGACCAACAGGAACUGGUGAAGCACUGCAUGGACAACCACCGUAACGAUCCUAAUAAAGUGGUUUGCCCCGUGUGUUCGGCCAUGCCGUGGGGAGACCCCACCUAUAAGAGCUCCAACUUUCUUCAGCAUCUUCUUCACAGACAUAAGUUCUCAUACGACACCUUUGUUGACUACAGCAUUGAUGAAGAGGCAGCACUUCAGGCAGCUCUGGCACUGUCGCUGGCUGAAAACUGACAACACUCAUCACCUUUACUCUGCUGUUCUUCCAUGGGUGAGAAGGUAUUAUCCGCCGUACUGACGAACCUGACCCAUCAAACCUCAGACACUGUUCCAGCCAAGCUUUGGAAGACAACCUCACUUGUUUCUCCUGGUGUAGCACUUCAUCCACUUCGAUGGAUUACCAAACAAAAGCAGUUUGUGUGCAUCUUCUUGGUUUCCAAUGGAUUCCAUAACCCGAGAACAAGCUUGGGUCAGGAACGGUGCUCCAGAGACACUGAUCGCAUGUUGACUUUGCAGUCCGUGGGGUUCAUCACAGCACAGCUUCAGAUCACUUGACGGCUCCUAUUUGGACCUCCACAGCAGGAGGGGCUACCUCCCUGAAAAUAAAACAUGCUGCUGAUUUCUAAAACCUCACCAGUAUUUCAGGCCUGUGUGUUCACCAAUAACCUCCCAUCAAGUCCUGACUGCUGGUACCCACUGUGAGUACUCUGAUACUUACAAUAACAGACUUCAGUUGUCCUCCCUGCAGCAACCAAGAUGUAACAUCCAGCAAGCUGGCCAGCCCUUAAUAGCAUCUGCACAAACAUGGAGGGGUGUAACAGUACAGUGAUAAUCGGGUGUUUAUAGACGCUGUAUAAAAAGACAACCAUUUUUCACAGUCUGACAAUAAAUCAAACUAAAGUUU